AUGGAAGACCUGUCCAAACAGUACACCAAGCUGCAGGCCGAGCUCACGGAGCUCGUGCGAGCCAGGCAAAAGCUCGAGACGCAGUUCCAGGAGAACAAGAUCGUCAAACAGGAGUUCGACACUCUCGACGACGACGCCAAAAUAUACAAGCUUGUGGGGCCGGUGUUGCUGCCACAGGACAACGCAGAGGCCAAUUUGAACGUGGACAAGAGAAUCGAGUUUAUCAGCGGCGACAUCAAGCGUGUCGAGGAGAAAAUCCAGCAGCACCAGCAGGAUCUAUCCAAAUUACAAGGUGCUAUUAUGAGUGCUCAAAGUGCAUGA
Molecule: messenger RNA, 321 nt
Organism: Ogataea haglerorum
Lineage: Eukaryota; Fungi; Ascomycota; Pichiomycetes; Pichiales; Pichiaceae
Exons: 1
Coding region: 1-321 (106 amino acids)
Biological process (GO): protein folding; chaperone-mediated protein complex assembly
Cellular component (GO): cytoplasm; prefoldin complex
Molecular function (GO): protein-folding chaperone binding
Source: RefSeq, a predicted model, not a curated record